AUGCCGUCGAUCUCGGAGCUACGUAGCCGCUUGGCUAAAGCACAGGCUAAAACUACGGUCUCUCGUCUUAGUAGCUCGCAGUGUAUCGAUAUAUUGCUCAAAGUAUGUCAAAAACGAAACAUCACACUGGUACCCACCCUUAACGGUGAGGAGUUGCUGACGCUGAAACAGUUGGAACUUGAAGUUGUAACCGCUAUAGAGUCUCGUGGAGGCCGUGUCGCUGUUUCUCAACUUUCAUCGUCUUUGGGGAUACAGCAGAACUAUGUGGAGUGCACAGUGGAGAAGCUGCUAAAAGAACAUCCUGACCAAUAUACACGCCUUCAAGAUACCUUGAUCACUAAAGGGUAUACGGUUUGGCUCAUGGAAAUAGCAAGUCGCCGUCUCCAAGAAUGUGGUGUAUUGGAUAUAUGUGAUUUCGCCAGUGAGUUCGAGCUACCCUUCGACCUGCUGAAGAUGCUCAUAUCGCAAUCACAUCUUAUUGAUGGACGUAUGAACGGCAAUUUACUAGAGUCACGCGGAUACGAAGCUUGCAAAGAGCGUUGUGUCAUGGCUGCAUUAGCUGCGACAACUGUACCAACAUCUACUCUGCACCUGGCCACAGUAACACGGCUAGAUGUGAACCUUGUUAAAGAUACAAUAACGAGACUGGUAAAGAUAGGUAAAGUUAGCGGUGAGCUGAAAAGUGGCGUUUAUACUCCUAAAGUUUUUGCCGACCAUCGUCAUGCUUCUCUGACGACGUUCUACAGUGCUAACGGCUAUAUUGAGAAAUCAAAAGUAACCGAUGUACUCAAAUCCGCUAAGGAUCUACCCGCUAAAUUGUUCCCUGAUGCUAUCGUUCUAGAGACAGUAUACCUUAAUCGCAAAUCCUUGGAACCCAUCUCCGUACUUGUGAACGAGGCAGUAGCAAAUGGUAGCUGGCGUGAUGUAGGUAUCAUGCUACCAUCUGAUUUGACAUCCGCAGACGUAGCUGCUUUGAUGGAUAACAUUAAAGGUGCAAACAAAAACGGUUAUAUCGUAUGUGGCCUAUAUGUCUCAACAGUCUUUGAAGAGUCUCUUGUUAAAUACGUAGUUGAGGUUUUGAAAGAACGUUUGGGACCGCAACCACUACUGGACAUGGCGUCAAAGGAUCUAUCUAAACUGCAGGACGAUGUUAGCAGUCUUUUGGAAGGUGAUGCAGAUCCCAUUUUUACGGAGUGCUGGUCUAUCGCAUCUUCAGAAUUCUAUCUCCGUCUGGAGCCGUCGCUGAUUUCAGCGAUACGCAAGUCAUGUGUUAUGGAUCGACCAUCUUCAUCGAAGGGUGUAUUGGAUGUAAAUGCUGCUACGGAACAACUUAAAGACCACCACAUGAAGUUUGACAGCACCUUAAAGGUGAUGGAGAAACUAUGCGGUGAUCAGGUGGAUAAUACCCACCUGAUAAUGAAGACAGUAGCUAAGGAGCUGCUUCCUGUGGAUUGUCACAUGCUGUUACAGUUAUACAGCUCUAAAAACCUUAUCAUUAUACCAGGUGAUGACGGAGUUGUCGGUCCUAACAACCGUGCUGCUGUUGUGGAAUCCAUAACUGACAAGGAGGUUCAGGAGUAUUUCCGCAACUACCUGGAUGCUAUCAAACAAAAGGACGUACUGAAGGGUAUUGAAGCAUCACGAUCGUUGAAGGCUGCAAUGUACAUCACCUGCGUCGCCAAGAAGGAAAGAAAACGCUUCCUAGCAGCACAAUCGACCUAUUACGAGCAACAAUUGGCAGGUUUAAACUGCGACGAUGCUAUCAAAGCGGCACACUGUACAUUGACCUUGGGCCUACUACGUAAAGGACACUAUGCGUUUUUGGUGGAUAAGGACUGGUGUUUACGUGGCUGCAUAGAUAGUUUGGCGGAACUAGUCGGGGACGAUGCGCUCUUGAAGGCGGUGCGUCGGUGUUUAGAAUCACCAGGUAAGCGCAACUUUAAUAUAGCAAUGUAUAUAUAUAUUAGCAGGGCCUAG
This is a messenger RNA of Babesia sp. Xinjiang, 1977 nucleotides long. Its product is annotated as E3 UFM1-protein ligase 1 -like protein. NCBI's taxonomy places the organism in Eukaryota, Apicomplexa, Aconoidasida, Piroplasmida, Babesiidae. Gene Ontology annotation, cellular component: endoplasmic reticulum membrane. Gene Ontology annotation, molecular function: UFM1 ligase activity. Gene Ontology annotation, biological process: regulation of proteasomal ubiquitin-dependent protein catabolic process; response to endoplasmic reticulum stress; protein K69-linked ufmylation. The record is from RefSeq and is a predicted model, not a curated record. The transcript has a single exon. The coding region runs from base 1 to 1977 and encodes 658 amino acids.